AUGUCUUCCAGCUCCUACUCAUACGGCUCCUCGUACGCACAGGACAAGUCCAAGUCCUACGCCUCGCGCUCGUCCUCUCCGCGCUCUACUACCUCAACGUCCUCGUCAACCAGCUCUUCAAGCCUCUACGCCCACCGCGGCCACUCCACCCGCAACAACCGCUACGGCAGCAAGCCCGGCAGCGCCGUCAUUCACAAUGGCGGUGGGCAGUCUACCGGACCCAGUAGCACGUCUGCUGGCAACUCGGGCUACUACCAGUAG
This is a messenger RNA of Paraphaeosphaeria sporulosa, 261 nucleotides long. RefSeq lists its product as uncharacterized. The transcript has 2 exons. The record is from RefSeq and is a predicted model, not a curated record. NCBI's taxonomy places the organism in Eukaryota, Fungi, Ascomycota, Dothideomycetes, Pleosporales, Didymosphaeriaceae. Bases 1 to 261 code for a protein of 86 amino acids.